AUGGAUGCCGGCAUUGGGGCGUAUGAUUCUGUUCAAACGGCGUCCGACACAAUGCCCGCGGCGACGACAGCCGAUCUUGCUCGGUUCAACCCCCACCGCGACCUACUCCCUACUCAGGACAGGGUUCUUCGGGAUCUCAUAUAUAUCAAGCACGUACUGGGUGAUCUAAUACCAACCACGUUGCCUGAAGACGAUUAUCAGCUGUAUUCGGACCUGUUGCGCAGUCUAGAGGCUCGCACCGACAUCUCCUGGCGAGUGUACGAAGAGACGAAUAUCGGGAAAACGAUCAUGGCAGCAGCAAACCGCAGGGGUCCAAUUGCGAACGAGCCAUUCUUUAUCGGGGACCGUAUCAAGGCACUUCACAAGCAUUGGCAUGCUCUUGAACUCACAUCAGACAGGCCUGAACGCUGGGAGUCUGCUAGUGAUACCAUGUUCUUGAACCCAAUAAUUCAAGGACGGGCCCUGGGAGGAGGAGGCAAACACCUGGACGCCGCCCAACAAACGUCGAUGUCUGAUUCAGCCAGUGGCCAUUUCAAACUUACCCUGUCUCCCGAACAGGAGGUGGAAGCAACGAGUAUCUACACGAAAUGGCGCAGGAAGCGUGACCAUAGGGUAUCCUACCUCAAGCUCCACCCACCCCAACCUGUGGCCUGGGUGCCGGUUUCUAGAUCCGACGUUGGUGCCAGGAAUGCUUGGGGCACGUUGUUCGACGACGGGACCGUGUCCGCCGGCCGGCGAGUUUCAUAUUCCAGGCUGGUAGGGAACAAGGAAUGGAAACCCAUCUUUUCGUCAAUGGACUGGGCGUACGUCCCGCAUGACUGGGCUGCACCAGGCGAGCAGGCACCGACAGACGAGGAUCUAAAAAAAGACAUUGAAGCUUUGAUUGCAGAGGGGGACAAGAAGGCCGAGAGAAAUACGAAGCAGGUCCUUUACCAACAAGAACUCAAGGCGCAGUUACGACAGCAGGAAGAGAAGAGGGAAUUGUAA
Messenger RNA from Phialemonium atrogriseum, 987 nucleotides. RefSeq lists its product as uncharacterized. The record is from RefSeq and is a predicted model, not a curated record. Bases 1 to 987 code for a protein of 328 amino acids. The transcript is spliced from 2 exons. NCBI's taxonomy places the organism in Eukaryota, Fungi, Ascomycota, Sordariomycetes, Cephalothecales, Cephalothecaceae.